UUCAGACACAGAAGCUGUUAUGACAUUCUUCCUCAGUAUUCCAGUGUAUGGCAUCUUUGUCGUAGAAGUAAAUGUUUCAAAUGCUAUGAAUUCUGUGACUUUGAAUGUCCCAGUUCAGAUUGGACAAGAAAUCCAAGGGUUCUAUGCUAAAGUACCGUUUCCAGUGCAUGCAACUGGUGACAACAUCAGCGUUGAGUUUGGCUUCACAGCUGGCAGUGAAGUUGUCUUUGAAGUGGAUUUUGGAGAGACACACCAAUUCAAUUUUGAGACAAAUUCAGUUGCAAAUAAAACCAUUUAUCACCAGUAUAACAGUCCUGGUGACUUCACUAUCACCGUGAGAGCUCAUGGUGCCCUUGGGGACAAAGUCAGACAGUUCCCUGUGAGAAUCCUCAAUGCAAUCAACGGCUUGAGAAUGGAAACCUCUAGCACAAGUUUGGAAACAGGGAAACCAGUUCUUUUCACUUUCUACUUAGUGAAAGAAACAGCAAUACCACAAAUAGUUCACUGUGACAUCAACUACGGUGAUAGUAGUAAAACUGAUUCAUGGGAUGGUGUUUUAUCUGAUGACAAUAUUACCCUCGAGCAUAUUUACGUUACCCCUGGAUCUCGGCAAAUCCAGGCAAACUGUUCAAAUGAGGUGAGUCAAGUUAUGCUAUCAGUCAAUGUAACACUUUAUAUACCUCAGACUGGAUGCUUCAUCAGUGUUGAUCCAAUGAUGACCACAACCAACACCACGGUACACUAUGUUGCAUCAGUUAGUAACGGGUCGGAUGUCAAUGUCCUAAUCCAUUUUGGCGACGGGACAAACAUGUCAGCAUACUCUGACUCAACUGGUUAUGUGGUGUUUGAGCACAUCUACCAUCUGGCAGGUUCUUAUGCGGUUCAAAUGAAAGCUUCCAAUCCUGUCAGUGACUGUCUAGCAUAUAACACAAUUGUCAUUCAGAUUCCAAUCCAUACAGACAGCUACAAUCUCAGCAUCACCCCAAGUCUAGUUGACAUCUCAAACCAGACAACAGUGUUCACUAUCAGCUUAAUGGAUGAUGAGAUACCAACAAAUGUUACAGCGUACUGGACCUUUGGCGAUGGAAACUCAUCCACACAGUUCCUAUAUUCUGGAGUAAAAUGGAGCAUUUCACACAUCUUUGAAGAAACUGGGGAGUAUGAGGUCUUGGUGCAUCUUUCCAACAUGAUCAGUGAGCUUAACUUCAACAGCACAGUGGUUGUUAUGGAGCACAUUGAUGCACUUGAGUUUAAUAUCAGCAACGCAGCUGCAGUUGGUGACAAUCUCACCCUCUCACUUCUGGCAACAUCAGGGAGUUCAAUAUUUUAUUACAUAGACUUUGGGGAUGGGACAGCAGACAUGUUGUUUCAGGACAAGCCAGAAAUUCUACAUCUCGGCCAUUCUUAUGAUCAAGUUGGAUGGUACAUCCUAACAAUAACGGCUGAGAAUGGCCUUGGUGGAGUUAUACACAACCGCACCAAGAUCAGAGUGGUGUAUCCCGUGCAGGGGCUGAACUUUGAAGCAAGCUCAGCGGUGAUCUACAGUCCAGGAAACAUCACGUUCAGUUUGACUAUAGACGAAGUAGUGCCACCGCCCACUGUCAUGGACUGUGAGUGGCGAAGACAGCCCGCUGGUCAAGCUAGCCUUGGCGAUGACAUAUUGCUGAGGGAGAGGAAUGUUAGCAUUGGUACUGGUGAGAGUCUCAACGUGACCCAUCACUUCCCUGGUGGUCAGUUCACCGUCAUCCUGCACUGCAGGAACAUUCUGGGAGGUGUCACUCUGAAGGAAGAGGUCACCAUUUAUGAGGGCAUUUCUGAGUUAAAAAUGUCAUCUGAUAGUCUGAUUGCCGAGGUUGGAUCUCAAGUUCAGAUUACUGUCACCACUUCACAAGGCUCGCUGCUGAAUUAUGCUGUGAAAUAUGGCGAUGGCACCACAGAUAACAGAUUGGUUGUCAUGUCAAGAUCCACAAAGAUUCAAGAAUUCCUCCAUGUGUAUGCCAGACCUGGACUGUACAUUCCAUCUGUACAUGUUGUAAAUUUCUUAGGGGAGUCUAGUGCCAAUCUCAAUGCAAGUGUCGAUGUUCUUCCUAGCACUCGGGGAUUCCAGCUUCUGGCAAACAGCCCAACAUUUCCAAAUACUCUGGUGGUGUUUACUCUUGUAGCGAUUCAAGGCACUACCCCUCCAUCAAUGAUACAACUGAUCUGGAACUUUGGCGAUGGGAGCAUUGACUUUGAGUCUGUAGAAUUCAACACAACCCAAGGCAUAAACCGUACUCACUUGUACAACAGUUCAGGAAUGUACCACGCAGAGGUGACUGUGACCAACAAACUGGACUCACACAUAUUUGGGACCGCAGUCACCAUUAUCCCAAAAGUUGAACCCAUAAAAGUUAGAUUUGACUACAAAAACAAGGAUGGCAUUUGGACAGUUGGUUUAGGACAUAAUUUUAAUUGGUUUCCAACUGAUACAGACGUCAGAAUGAUUGCUAACACAACAUCAAACGACGCGUCUAUCAUCUGGGAAUUUGAUAAUGGGGAAACAGCUUUGCUUCAAAUUGUAUAUAAACGAUACAAAAACCCAGGGGUAUACACUGCUACAUUAAGAGUUACGGACAGCAUGGGCAAGCUUGAAGAAUUCCACUUCAUUUUCUACAUCGCUAAGCCCUUCAUCUUGUUAUCAAUCCAGGCUGUUGAUGCAACAGGACUGCCAUCUUUGAAGUCUGGCAAUCAAGUAGACUUCACACUGAUUGGGGAUGAUUUACAGGGACCUGUUUGCAUAUCAUGGAAUGUUGGAGAUCAGACUCAACAGUAUGUAUAUGGGCCGAGUUCUUGUCGAAUGCCAGUGCAUGAUGAUGUAAUAUUUGACCAAGCCAAUCGAAGAGUCGGUCUGCACAUCUCGCAUACGUUCACAUCCCCAGGUAACUAUCAUGUGUAUGUGUCGGCAUCUAACUUCUUCACUACGGCAUCUAUAUCUACGAUAAUCACAGUCACAGGAUGUAAGAGUCCACCACAGGUUUCUAUCAGAGGUCCAGGUGAGACGGUGGAUGCACCACGAUCUUAUAGGACUUCAGAAGCAAUCUUCCUUGACUUGGUCACCACGUUUGAUUGCAUUGGUGCCAUUUCGAUAACUUUCAACUGGGAAGUCAACAAACUCAUCGCCGAUGAUGUCCAGAACAUAACUCAGAAAGUGGGAUACACUGUGCCAUUUUUGAACAGACCACAGUUGGAGCUACCAGCGGGUUCGCUUGAAGUUGGCCUCUACGAGGUAAGCAUAAAUGUCACCGUUGAGAGGUUUGACAAUGCAACUGGGUCUGACAAGGUUUUCAUUAGAAUUGAACAUUCUCCCCUGGUUUUGAGUCUAGAGGGCGGAAGCAGCAGAUCAGUGGGUAACAUUGCACCAUUGGUUCUGGAUGCAAUGACAUCAUCAUAUGACCCUGACAACACAGCAGGAAAUUCUUCUGAUUGGUCAUUUAAAUGGUCAUGUCGGAAAAUAUCGGAUGACCACAAAAACAAUUCCAUAACAACAAAUUUGGAUGAUUACCUGUGUGACAACAGCUCAUGGGAGCAAAUGAACUUCACGAAGGCUAUCAUUCAGCUGAAUCCACUGCAACUCCGGGUCGAUGCAGUGUAUGUCUUCAAGGUUGAAACCACCAUUGGAUCAAGAUUUGCAUCCUAUCAGCAAACCAUCCAGGUCAUGCAGGGAGAACCACCAAAAGUAUCUAUCAGCUGUGUUUCAAACUGCCGUGAUAAAGUCAAUCCCACGUCUUCCUUCACCCUGCAAGGGAGCUGCAGCAACUGCGAUGCCAACAGCCAAUCGCUGUUUACAUGGACACUCUAUUCAAAACAGCAAGACAGUGAGGACUUACAGCAUGUCAGUAACCUUGGUAAUAUGACAUCAACAGGUGUGUCUAAGCAAGGUAUUGCCUUUAAUCCAAGUGAACUGGAUGCAGGAAGAGAAUACUAUCUGCGUCUUGAUGUCAAGGAUGUGUUGCUAGGCAACGGUUUCACCCAAUACUCAUUCCUCACUAACUUGCCUCCGUACAAUGGUGCAUGCCAGAUCAACCCAUCUGUUGGCUUUGCAGUCACCACAGAGUUCAGUAUCAACUGCUCUGGCUGGUUAGACGAGGGUCACGCCAUCAACCGAGACUCCAUUUCCCAACAUCUUGCUUCAGGACAAGUCCUUCAGUACCGUGUCAUGAGCAGAGCUAAGGGUCAGACCGAUUUCUCCCUCCUGACAUCCAGCGCUGAUAGUUCCACCUCAGGAAUUCUCUUUGGAGUUGGCCCAGAGGAGUUCAGCUUCCAACAUGAUGUGCAGGUUGCCGUAGUAGACGUGUAUGGUGCAGCUGCAUCUGUCAACUUGACAGUCUCUGUCAGGAAACCAGACCUAACAGCUGAUGCAAUCACAUCGCUUGUCGGCUCCAACAACAGUAGACUAUCACUCCUGGCAUCGUCUGGUGAUGUGGAGGGUGCCACCCAGCUGAUAUCCGCUGUCCUGACCGUCCUGUCCGAACCACAGGAUGAAAACUCCACAUUUACACCUGAAGAACUGAGAGAGUUACGCUCCAAUCUAAUCCUGGAGUUGAGUAAGGUUUCACUGUGGGCAAAGACAGCCAAUUCGCUGUUUCAGGCAUCGGUCGUCAUGGCAAUGAGUCUUACUGGAGGAGUGAAUGACAAUGCAUUGGUUGAGGCUGCAGCUGCGAUGGCCGGGAUGGCAUUGAGUUUGAAAGGAAUAGAUGAAGACAAUCCUGAAGUUGUCAUUGACACAGCCAAAGGACUCACCGAUGGACUAGGAAGUUUGAUUGCCCAAUCAGACAAGAUCGUUCAGACUGUCAUGGGAGCCAGUGAAGCAUCUGUGUCCACCACUACAUCACCAUCUGGAACCGGGGAACUGGUUGUCUUUGAUGUCUAUGGCGAUGACCUUUCACCUGAGGAGUUGGCCGAAGAAGCCAUGAGAAAGAAGAAGGAACGAGAAAGAAAUGAGCAAAAUGCACGAGAAGUGGCAUCAACCAUCAGCAUGCUAGCACAGGGAACGCUGGACCUGGUCUCUGACGUGGUCAUAGGUCAACGGGUCACAGGUCAACCUCCUGUCACACUGGUCACGGAUCAACUCACUCUGGAAGUCUUCAAGGACGAGCCCAUCUCAGUGGCUAACAGACAAAUCAAUACAGACGCUGGCUCCUUCAGUCUACCCAACGCCAGCUCGCUGUUUGGAUCCAGUGGGGCAAAACAGGUGGAACAGUUUAUCUUUUCCUACAACGCAAACCCCUACAGCUUUUCCAAGAGCUCAGAUAGCAUAGGUUCCAAGGGGGUGCUCGCCCUAGACUUUAAGACGGGACAAGGGGAGCUACUCUCAGUGCAGAACCUGACUGAUAUGAUCAGUAUCGCCCUUGAUGUUGACCAGAGCAAACUAACAAGUGCUGAGACCGUCAGAAUGACAUUUAUGAAUGCAUCCACAAUGCAGUAUCACAAGGUGGAAGUACAAGAGGAAAACAUCCAGCUCCGAGUGAUUUUCCGAGAAAUGACAGACAACGUGACGAAGUUUCUGGUCUAUCUAAGAAAGGGAAGCCGCCCCGACACCAGAUCGUAUGAUGCACUCAUAGAGAUACCGAGAAACCUUGGAGAAGAUGAAAUGUGGAGUGAUGUGGGACUGGUAACAGAGGCUAGACACACUGCAGUGUUUUCUGAAGAGUUACUGACUGGUGUAGGAGACUACUAUUUGGGCGUCGGCCUGGCAGACACUAGUGAUCUACACCAAGAUUCUUCAAAUGGAACAACACUCAUAGUGAACCAGACAGACGAAAUGUUUGAAGUGAACACAACCAUGGUGAUAUAUGCAGCUGGUUGCCGGUUCUGGGAUACCAACAUCACAGCAUGGAGUAGUCGAGGGUGCCAGGUUGGGUCGCAGACCUCAACCUCUUCCAUCCACUGCCUCUGCAACCAUCUCUCCUCAUUUGCCUCCUCGUUCUUUGUGCCUCCAAACACCAUUGACUUCUCCACUGUCUUCAGCAAGUUUCAGGAUCUGGGAAGCAACGUGGCUGUCUUUGCCACGGUGCUUGGAUUCUUCGGCCUGUAUCUGCUCCUGCUCAUUUGGCUGAGGAGAAAAGACAAGCAGGAUAUCGUCAAGUGGGGUGUAAGUCCCUUAGGCGACAACCACCCUAAUGACACGUACUUCUACCAAGUCACUGUGCAAACUGGCAUGGGUCCAGGCUGUGGCACGAGGUCAAAGGUCAGCAUUAUCCUCACAGGAGAGGAUGGAGACAGUGGUGUGCGCUUAUUGGACGAUGACAAAAGAAAGGUGUUUGAAAGCGGCAGCAUCUGUCACUUCUUGAUGGGUGUGGCCAGGCCCCUGGGUCCCCUCUCCUACAUUAAACUCUGGCACGACAACUCUGGACAUGGUCAACUUGCUGGCUGGUACCUGUCACAGGUUUCUAUCCUAGAUCUGCAAAACGGACAGCAAUACUUCUUUGUCUGUGAUCGCUGGCUGGCAGUAGAGAAAGAUGACGGAGCAGUAGAGCGUGUUCUUCCUGUUGCAACCCGUUCUGAUCUGACCCAGUUCAGCAAGCUCUUCUUCUCUAGCAGUCGACGUAAUCUCUUUGACGACCAUAUCUGGUUCUCGCUGUUCAGUCGGCCGACACGGAGCCCCUUCACCCGAGUCCAGCGGCUCUCCUGCUGCUUGUGUCUUCUCUACCUUAGCAUGAUCACCAGUGCAAUGUUCUAUCGCACUGAAGAGACUGUGGAGAACCCCACAGCUCUACGUCUUGGACCCUUCAUCUUCACACUUCAAGAGCUUUACAUAGGAUUCAUCAGUGCCUUGAUUGUUCUACCAGUCAACAUCCUCAUCGUCCAGAUCUUCAGAAAAUCCAAACCCAGCAAAUCUCAAAUGACCAACUCACUCCCCAAACAUCUCCAAGAGAAGCUCAACCACUUGAGAGACAGUGCCUCUGAGAGUUCAACACCGCAAAGCUCCCUUGUGGAUGUCAAAUCAUCAGACAAGAUUGAACUCGUUCCAGCGGAUGCUCCAGCAAAAAGUAAAACAAAGAUCGGGAAAGCAAAAACCAAGCCAUUCUUGUUACCUCACUGGUGUGUCUACAUUGCAUGGCUGCUCAUGAUUCUCUCCUCAUUCACCGCAGCCUUCUUCACCAUCUUAUAUAGCUUAGAAUGGGGACAGCAAAAAUCCUCUGAGUGGCUAACCUCAAUGCUGAUAUCCUUGGUCAACUCAGUGCUGGUCAUACAACCAUUCAAGGUCCUCAUCGUAGCAAUGCUCCUGUCAUUGAUCUUCAAGAAACCUGCCAAGAUGGACGUUGAGAUGGAUGCCGACUUGUCCUGUGAUCAGAAUCAGCUCCGAGAUGAUGAGGAGAUCUUGCAUCAAUCACUGUCACCAGGAAAAUUAAACUCCCCUGAGCACAGACAGCGACUCCCUCCAAGCAAAGAGGCACUAGAGGAGGCACGCCAGAAACGCAUAAAGGAAAUCAAGCUGAAUCGCACACUGAAGGAGACAGGGAUCUAUACUCUCUUUGUUGUCGUCGUCCUCUUCUUGUGUUACUCCAGCAGGGAUGGAAUGUCCUUCUACAUGUCCCAGUCACUCAGAGACAUCUUUGUGGACAACACUGGCACUAAAAACACAAGUGCUAAGGUCUCCUUCAAGAGCUUAGAGAAGAGCACACCUGAUCUGUUCUGGCAGUGGGUGGAGGAAGCCCUCAUCCCUGGUCUCUAUGGCAACACGUACUACAACGGAGUACCAAUGCAUUGGAGGCACACCAGGUUCAUUGCUGACUGGCAAGGGUACCGGGUAGGACCAGUGCGACUCAGGCAACUGAGAGUGAAGGAUGAGCCAUGUGCCCUUCAUCCAGACAUAAGCAUGCUGCAUGCAACAUGCCAUCUUGACUACUCCAGUGGCAACCAAGAAGAGAGCAACUUCACCGUUGCCUGGCAACUAAAAGAUACUCCCAACUUGAGGCUUUAUUCUGAGGAGGAAAGAGCCCCCUGGAUAUAUCAGGACUUCCUUGAGCUCAAUGGAGUUCCACAUCCUGGGAGACUUGCCGUCUACUCAGGCGGAGGUUACAUUGCCGAGUUUGGCACCACUACUGCUGAGGCCUUAGCAACGGCCCAUUUCCUUAGAGAGACAGGAUGGUAUGAUAAACUGACGCGCGCAAUCUUUGUCGAGUUCUCCGUGUACAAUGCCAACAUCAAUUUGUUCAGUGUUGCAACUCUGUUGGCCGAGACAUCGUCGACAGGGGGUGCUUUAGUGACAUCGCACAUCCACACUCUGCGGUUGUAUCAUUAUGAGGGAGCCAUUGCAAUCUUUAACAUCAUCUUCCAGGUUAUUUUUGUGGCUUACCUUCUCUUCUUCAUCAUCAAGUUGAUCUUGCUGAUCAAGAAAGCCGGAUUGAAGGAACUGAAGAACUUCUGGACAGCUCUGGAACUGAUCCUGCUACUGGUAGCCAUAGUCGCGGUUAUCAUGUUCGCUUUUCGUGAAGUCUUCAUCAAACUUGCACUGCAGGAAGUCAAGAACAAAAAACAAGGAAGAUUUGUCAACUUUGGUCACAUUGCCAAAUGGGACGAGCUGUUUGGUUAUCUCUUGGCUUGCCUGUCGUUUCUCUCUCUCAUCCGAUACAUGCAUCUCCUGCGACUCAACGCCCGCAUGUCGCUCCUUGGGAUGACACUACGACACGCCUCUAGGGAUAUCCUCCACUUCCUCAUCAUGUGGAGUCUUGUGUUCUGCGCCUUUGCUCAGCUCUCCUACCUUCUCUUCCAUGGCGUGGUUGAGAUGUUCUCCUCCUUCGUCGCCACGCUUGAGACGCUCUUCUCCAUGCUCCUGGGGAAGUUUGACUUCAAUGCUCUGGUGGAGGCCAAUCGGUGGCUAGGGGGCGCUGUCUUCCUCAUCUACAUCGUGACCAUGUAUCUGAUUCUCACCAACAUGUUCAUCACUAUCAUUGUGGAGGCCUUCAACCACAUGAGACAUCAGGAGGGAUUGAAUGAGGUGAUAGACCCAGAAAUUGUGGAGUACAUCGUGGAGAGAUUUAAAGCAUUCUUUUUGCGUCCCGUUCAAGGAACAAAAGCCACAUCUCAAGUAACCGCCAAAUUAAUGUAUGAAGAUACGAUGGACUUGCUUGAGAAAAGCGUGGAUAAGAUUAUCAACUUUGUGGAGACCAAUUACGGGAAGGUUGAUGUGACAGCCAAUCAGAGCGAAACCCUGGGGUCACCAGCAAGAAGUCUGAGUCGUAUCUCACUUCACUCGGCUACGCGCUCCUCCGAUAAUGGCAGCAAGCCAAACAACAAGAAAGCAUGUAAUCGCGUCAUAUUUGUUGCAUGAAAAAAUGGCAUUGAUUUCUGGCUUCAGAUGAAACGCCCACUGAGU
Acanthaster planci (crown-of-thorns starfish) is the source of this 9358-nucleotide messenger RNA. RefSeq names its product polycystin-1-related protein-like. Gene Ontology annotation, cellular component: membrane. Gene Ontology annotation, molecular function: calcium channel activity; calcium ion binding; protein binding. The record is from RefSeq and is a predicted model, not a curated record. Lineage: Eukaryota; Metazoa; Echinodermata; Asteroidea; Valvatida; Acanthasteridae. Gene Ontology annotation, biological process: detection of mechanical stimulus.